AUGGACUCUUCGCAGCAACAGCUGGUAGCAGGCCUGCUUACCUCACUCGUUACUUCGACCAUCGCGCCAUCUGCCACAACUCCGAGCUCAGCCUCCUAUUCGCGCUACGCUCAUUCCGUACCUCCUUCUUCGACCGCGGCCCCUCCGCAUAACCACAAUGGCGACGAAAAUGGCAAAAUGCAUGAGUGGUCGUCCCUGAUUGGGAUUGUCACGGCGUUGAUCGGCAAUGUCUUGAUUUCUGUGGCGCUCAACAUCCAGCGCUACGCGCAUCUUCGAAUCUCUCGUGAAUGGGAAGAAGAUAAAAUCAAGUUGGAGGCUGACUGGCGGCGCACGCAUUCGGGGUCCUCUACGGAAAAUCAAUAUGGGAGUGUCGGAGACGGCGAUCAGAACGGAUCCCGAGGACGGCCGCGCAAUCAAGACCGGCGUAAUGGAGGGCGCGGCUUGGAAGCGUACCGUGAUGAGGACGACACUCCGAGAGACAGACAUGAUACGCAUUCGCGCGGUUCCUUUGCGUCCGAUCGAACUGCUCGCCCCGAAGACGGAGAAGGUCACCAACGCAAGUCCUAUCUCAAGUCUCCAUACUGGUGGGUUGGGAUUGUGCUCAUGUGUCUUGGGGAGAUGGGCAACUUCAUGGCCUACGGAUUUGCGCCGGCUUCUAUUGUGUCUCCUCUUGGCGUUGUGGCUUUGAUCUCAAACUGCGUUAUCGCGCCAUGCCUGCUUAAAGAGCAGUUCCGCUCGCGGGAUUUCUGGGGCGUAUUGGUCGCCAUCGCAGGUGCCGUGGUUGUCGUGCUCAGUGCUAAGGACUCUGAAGAGAAAAUUGGCCCUGAUGAGAUUUGGAUGAUGAUCACUCGCUGGGAGUUCGAGCUCUAUCUAGGAUUGACCAUUUCGCUGAUCGUUGGCCUUAUGUGGGCUAGCUACAAAUAUGGCUCACGCUCAAUCCUUAUUGACGUUGGGCUGGUGGCGCUGUUCGGUGGAUACACGGCUCUUUCUACCAAGGGUGUUUCGUCGCUGCUGUCAUUCACCCUCUGGCAUGUCAUUACUUUCCCUAUUACAUAUCUGCUCGUCUUUGUCCUUGUCUCCAGCGCUUUGAUGCAAAUUCGCUAUAUCAACCGAGCUUUGCAACGUUUCGAUUCGACCCAAGUGAUCCCGACCCAGUUUGUCCUCUUUACUCUCUCCGUCAUCGUCGGUAGUGCAGUCCUCUACCGCGACUUCGAGUCAAUGACGACUGAGCGUGCCGCGAAAUUUGUGGGAGGCUGUUCAUUAACAUUCCUGGGAGUCUACUUCAUCACAAGCGGCAGGAUUCGUUCCGAUGACGAGUCUACCUUUUCUACCGAAGACGAAGAAGAGGCCAUUGGCUUGCUUCACGGCGAGCGAUAUCAUGACCGGCUUGAUCUAUCUCCUCCGGGCAAUCAGAUCGGCUUGUCUAAAGCGCUUCAUUCCACUCCUGGUGUAGAGUUUGAUGUUGGUCAAUCACCCUCAGGGUCACUCGUGAGCCGUGGGAUCGACGACGUCGAUGAGAGCCAGCUCACCCCUCGGGGAGUCCUAUCCGCAGCAGAAUCCUCUCCUGCGGGCUCAUUGGCCGCCGUUUCAACUCUUUCGGGCCCCUCGCUCGAUCACAUGUCGCCUCUUCGCCCUCCUUCUCGCAUGUCUAACCCCUGGGCAGACCCGGAUCAAAAUGUAUCGACUCCCAAAUCUGAUACGGAGAUCUACCGCGCUGCCACCCCUUCACCUCGGGCUGGUGAUUCGACCCAGGAGUCCACCGUACUUCUUCGCUUCCCUUCCGCACCAGGGGUAGUAGAGUCAACUUCUGGUGAUAUGCAUGCAACUGUUCGACGUGCCUCAACCCCUGCCGUCGGAGAUGAACCCCAUGUUCUUCUCGAAACACCCACCAGACGCGUUUUGCGCAACUCCCUCUCUCACCGCUUCUCCCCCGGUCCUCUCCUCCCUACUCUCUCGGGCGGUUUCAGUGCCGUGGUUGCGGAAUCUCUCCGCCGCGGCGAAGGCAGUCCUUUGAAAGACCGCAGCAGGCGGAAACUCGGCCGCCGGAGACAACUGGACGGCGCAUUUGACCGGGGAACGGGUCGUUCCCAAGAGGGGGAUCUCGGUCAUGUGGGCGCCGAUGGCGAUGGCCAUGAUUCUGCGUUGACAAUUGCCAAUGCUCGACUUCAGUCCGCUACAAACCUGGUCGGGCCAUCCGUCGAAGUCGGUCGUUCCACUCCUGCCCUUGCUAGCGAACUCUACACAACGCAGUCCCGCAAGACUGAUGAAGAAGUCACACGGCUCCGCAGCUUCAGUGACUCCUGGAGCGAUGGUCUCGCCUGGCUGGGCGGUGCACUCAAAAAGAGCAAUACAAACGUCGACAGUGGCGCGGUAACGCAAGGCACCGUAACUCCGCAGGUCGGCGAGGAGCCAUCGGCACAGGGUGAGGACGAUCAGCACAACAGUGCUAAUGCCGAGUUCGAAACUCGGACAUAA
Molecule: messenger RNA, 2475 nt
Organism: Penicillium cinerascens
Lineage: Eukaryota; Fungi; Ascomycota; Eurotiomycetes; Eurotiales; Aspergillaceae
Product: DUF803 domain membrane protein
Exons: 2
Coding region: 1-2475 (824 amino acids)
Biological process (GO): magnesium ion transport
Cellular component (GO): membrane
Molecular function (GO): magnesium ion transmembrane transporter activity
Source: RefSeq, a predicted model, not a curated record